Naumovozyma dairenensis CBS 421 is the source of this 729-nucleotide messenger RNA. It is a transcript of the gene ATP4, whose product is annotated as F1F0 ATP synthase subunit 4. Lineage: Eukaryota; Fungi; Ascomycota; Saccharomycetes; Saccharomycetales; Saccharomycetaceae. Gene Ontology annotation, molecular function: proton transmembrane transporter activity. The transcript has a single exon. The coding region runs from base 1 to 729 and encodes 242 amino acids. The record is from RefSeq and is a predicted model, not a curated record. Gene Ontology annotation, biological process: proton motive force-driven ATP synthesis.
AUGAAUUGUUCCUCAUUAGCAUUAAAGGCGAGUGCCAGACCUUUGUUCACCCACGGGAUCCGCCGUCUACCCAUCUAUUCAAGCAUUCGUUAUAACUCAAGCUCAUCUACACCAACCCCUCAAAAAGACCCAAAAACACAAGCGCAAUCAUUAAUCAAUGCUCUACCGGGAAGUAAUGUUCUUUCUAAGACCGGAAUUUUGGCCACUUCUGUGGCAGCUACAGUAUAUGCAAUUUCUAAUGAAUUGUAUGUGAUCAAUGAUGAGAGUAUUUUAUUGGCAACUUUUCUUACAUUCACUGCUUUAAGUGCUAAAUUUUUAGCUCCAAUGUAUAAUGAGUUUGCAGAAGCAAGAUUAAAGAAAGUUUCUGACAUACUAAAUGCAUCAAGAGGUAGACAUGUUGAUGCAAUUAAGGAGAGAAUCAAUAUGGUUUCUGAAUUACAAAAUGUUACAGAAACGACAAAAGUUCUAUUUGAUGUUUCCAAGGAAACUAUUGAAUUAGAAGCCAAGAAUUUCGAGUUGAAACAGAAAGUAGAUUUGGCAAACCAAGCUAAGUCAGUUUUGGAUUCUUGGGUUAGACAUGAAACUGCUCUCCGUCAAUUACAACAAAAACAGUUGACAUCUUCGCUUUUGAGUAAAGUUGAAUCACAAUUAAAUGAUCCUAAGUUCCAAGAUAAAGUGUUGCAACAAUCCAUUUCAGAUGUCGAAAGAUUAUUCACUAACCUUAAGUAA